CCUCUGCGCGUGCGCACCGCUCCUCUUUCCGCCUCCGCUUGGAAACCUUCCCUCGGAGGUCGGUGGGCUGUAGGAGGCGGCUUUUCUGUGUACAGUGUGUCGUUUAUUGAGUUGGGUUUCCAGGGUUUCCACGCCACCUGUGAAGGUCAGCGGCGGUGGUCCACGGCUCCGUGCCUCCACGGACUGCGGUUGGCCGUCGCCAUGACAGCGACCGCUGGGGGCCCUGGAUCUUGGAGUGAAAAUAUACUAGAAUAUUUUCUGAGAAAUAACCUGACCACAACAGAAGAUGGCGCUGAGAUCGUCUGGUAUCAUGCAGCCAACCACAAGGCACAACUCAAUGAGGCACUGAAAAGUAAGGCUCACAUGAUAGAGGCUGAUGUCCUCCUUCCAGGUGAUGGAUCAGAGUAUAGCCAACCAAUCAUGGCCCAUCCUCCUGAAACAAAUAGUGAUAAUACUUUACAGGAAUGGCUGACUGCAGUUAUAAAAAGCAAUAAAGGCAUCAAGCUGGAUUUCAAGAGUCUGGCAGCUGUGGAACCAUCCAUGAUGCUCUUGGAAAAUGUGAAGAGGCAUCUGAAACGUCCUGUGUGGAUUAAUGCUGAUAUUCUUCCUGGUCCAAAUGGAAAUAGCAGGGUAGUGGAUGCAAAACCUUUUAUAGACACAGUGACAUCCUUCUUUCCAGAUGUGACAUUUUCCCUGGGUUGGACAACAGGAUGGCAUCCUGAGAAAGUCAAUGAAGGUUACAGUUGGACAAUGGUGAAAGAAAUGGAAUAUAUAUGUAAGGAGCUAAAUCAGCCUGUAACAUUUCCUGUCAGAGCAGCAUUAGUCAGGCAGUCUUGUUCUCAAUUACUUUGGCUGUUAAAGAAAUCAAACAGGUUCUCAAGUCUGAUGUAUUGGUGUUGAGAACUUAUAGCAUCCGAGGGCUAUUUUCCAAGCCUGACAGAGCAAUCCUGGUCCUAGAAGAGACUUUGGUAUGAGAUCCAGUUGUUCAAAAAAUCAGCUUUAAAAAGUACAGUAGUUUAUGGCCCUGUAAAGUUGACGAAAUUACUAGUCAGAUAUGUACUCAUUUAUCAAGUGGGAAAUUGUUAAAAGCUAUUCAGAACAGGUUGCUUAUUUGCUUGUUUGUUGGAGCUAGGGUCUUAGUUUUUUCCUUGUAAUUAUAAAAAUUAAGUACCUAGAGAAUAUAUAGAAAAAUGCCCUAUCUCUCUCCUUGAAAUUUAAGAUAUGAGCUUGCCUAGGAGGAGCCUACAGUCUGCUUAUAAUCCUAAAUUCAUGAAUCAAUGCAGGGAAAAUAGUUGACUGAUGGAAAGAUUAACAUAGUAGUACUAAAGAACUUUUUUUUUUGUCUAGAAAAUGGGAGUAUAAUGGAUGAGCAAAAACAAGAAAGUCUGAUAACCUGGUCUUGGAAGAAGCAGGGCAGGAUCUAAGAGCUCUUGGGACCUCAACAGCAGGAGCUCAGGGUCUUUGUUCUAGUGUCUAGUGUUCCAUAUCAGUGUCAUUCUUUUACUCAUGACUGUGAUUGCUUCUCUCUCUUCUUUGUACCCACCAUCCAGGGACUCUAAUUUUCUAGUCAUUUGUGUCUUCAGGGCUCACCGGGGAAUACUGUGGGGAGGGAAGGGGAUAGGCAUUUAAUUGAUGUCUGAUGUGCUGAAGCUGUGCAAAUAAUACAGAAAUGAUUUCUAACCUCAAGAAUCUUACAGUCUAGGUGGGGGAGAGACACCCCUUAACAGUAAGUUGGAUUCUGCCUUAAGUCCUGUGAUGGAACGGUAUAUACCAGGUUGUGGUGACAGCGUUUUGUUCAAAUUGAGAGAAAACACGUUAAGUUGUGUCUUGAAUGAUGAGUAAGAUUCACCAGGUAGACUUAGAGGAGGAAGGGCCUUUCAGACAAAGGCAUGUGAGCAAAGGAACUCUAAGGUGGAAAGAGACAUGUGACCUGUUCAAAAAGUAUGUGGAGGCACCAUAUACUAUGAGGCUGGGCAUUUAUACAGGGACCAGAUUCAUUUUCUGAGCCAAUGAGUUUGCUUCUUUUCUCUUAGGUCAUAGGAAUCAUUGCACCCUUUUAAGUAGGGGAGCUUUAUUAUCAGUUUUAGUGUUAGAAAUGUGUUUAAAAUGGCAUGAGGAGAUUUGGAAUUCUUGAAGUGAAAGGAGAUGAAGCCCUGAAGUAAGGUGAUAGCAAAAGGGCAUGGAAAUGCUCAAGAGACAGAGGAAAGAGGUUAUGAAGGAAGAAGUUGUAAGAGUUUUUAAACUAGUUGUAUGGGGAGUAUGGGAGAGAGGCAAGAGUCUAGCAUAUGUGUUUUUCGCUUGAGUAACAAAGGAUCAGGUGCUGCUACUAACCCAAGCAGGAUAGGACAGAGGCCAAGUGUAGCUAUAUUUCUCAGUGAUUUGUUGAUUUUGCUCCUUUAUACCAGCUUGGAAAGAAAACUGAAAACCUCAUCUGCAUGCCCCUUAACUCACCUCUUACUCUAACUUCAGGAAGGAUGCUCUUUUUUUAUUUAAUUUGACCAGUUUCUUAAAGACCCACCCCCAAUUAAUUGCUACUCUACUACAUAUUUUAAUUAUUCUGUAAUUGUAAACAAAGAAAACUAUUUCCAUAGUCCCACUAUCAAUGAAAAGGGAAAACAGGUAGGGCUUGAAAGGGGCUCGCUCAGCCUCCCGCCCUCUAGAAAGGUUCUUAUUUCUAUGUUUCUGCCCAAGAAAGGGACCAAUUUGACUAAAUCUAGUGGCUGAGCUCCUCUGGGUUUACUUGCUGCUACAGAAUGUUCAUUAAGACUUCUCAUUGCCUCUUUCUUCUCUAUCCUUUCCUUGGGAUGAAAGAAUGUAGUAAGAGUUCAAAAAUUUAACUGAAAUAUUGACUGUGAGACUCUGUUGCUAUUUUGUGAACUCAAGAGCUAAUCAAAAAACUCUGGAUUAAAGUAGAAAGGCAUGACCUUUUCACAGAGCCUGUUGAGCUCAGCCCCUAAACCAAAGUUCCUUUGAGGAAUCUUCUGUGACUUCCUCAGGCAGACCUGUGGGCUUUCUCUUGAGGGACCUCCUCUGCUAGAGUAUAAUUAUUCUAAAGGUUUGUGUUUUGUUCUCAGCUGUGUUGUUUUAGCGGAAGAAACUAUUCAUUUUAAUGUGAUGUCUAGUCAGAAUAGGCCCUUAACAAAUGGUGGGCAGGAUGGAUGGAUGGAUGGAUGGCACAAAACUUCAGUAAUUUUUUAGACCAGUUGUUCUCACAGUGCGGGCUCACAAAACCCUCAGUCCCCCUGAGAUGCUUUUAGGAGAUUCAUGAGGUAGAACCAUUUGUGAAAUUGUUAUUAUUCACAAAUAACAGCAUUUGACAUUUACACUGAUUUUGGAAAAACAAUGGUAGGUUAAAUGGUUGAAGCCUUAGUAUACAUCAAGUUUAUGGCAUCAGCUAGUAAUCGUAUUCUUCACUGCCACCACUCACAUUAAAAAGGGGGAAAAAAAGACUUAGAAGUAUCAUCACUGAUUCAGCAAAAAUUAUUAACUUUUGAUGCUGAGUCAAGAUAACAUCCCUGAGUUAAUAUUAAGAUCUUAGGGUACCUGGGGCACCUGGGUGGCCCAGUCGUUAAGCGUCUGCCUUUGGCUCAGGUCGUGAUCCCUGCAUCCUGGAAUCGAGCCCUGUAUCGGGCUCCCUGCUCCACUAGGAACCUGCUUCU
Ailuropoda melanoleuca (giant panda) is the source of this 3659-nucleotide messenger RNA. It is a transcript of the gene FAM151B, whose product is annotated as family with sequence similarity 151 member B. The transcript is spliced from 6 exons. The record is from RefSeq and is a predicted model, not a curated record. Bases 202 to 900 code for a protein of 232 amino acids. Lineage: Eukaryota; Metazoa; Chordata; Mammalia; Carnivora; Ursidae.